Messenger RNA from Venturia canescens, 3620 nucleotides. RefSeq names its product Zinc finger protein swm (gene swm). Gene Ontology annotation, biological process: mRNA processing. Bases 145 to 3165 code for a protein of 1006 amino acids. Gene Ontology annotation, cellular component: nucleus. The transcript is spliced from 9 exons. Gene Ontology annotation, molecular function: RNA binding; metal ion binding. The record is from RefSeq and is a predicted model, not a curated record. Lineage: Eukaryota; Metazoa; Arthropoda; Insecta; Hymenoptera; Ichneumonidae.
AGUGUGUGGUAGUGUGGAGCGAUAUUUCAGAAUGGCGACUGUCUUUACUUAAGAGAGUACUUAUAUUCCAACGCUCGUAAUACGUGAUAAUUGUGACGCAAAACAAACAUUUUUCAUGUGCAUUAUAUCGUGUACAAAAUAAAAAUGAUUAUAGAAAAUCCUGAUCAAUUCAAGGCGUGGCUCACAGCCGUUUUGGAGCCCCUAUGUGACGCAGACCCUGCAGCACUAGCCAAAUAUGUGUAUGCUCUUGUCAAAAAAGACAAAACCCUGGAGGAACUGCGUGUUGGAAUGGUCGAACAGCUCGAUGUCUUUUUGCAGCAAGAAACAAAGAAUUUUGUUGAGCUCUUGUUUAAAACGUUGGAGACACAGGAAUAUGUUUUACCACCAAUGACUAAGCCAGAGCUCGGUGGUAGCGAGACCCCACCCACAGGAGCUAUUCCUGUGGCGACGAUGAUCCUUCCUGGGGAGAACAUUAUUGAGACGACGAUCCCAUCAAUCUCAACGAUUCCACCAAUGCCAACAAUACCAACGAUGACGCCAUUAGCUACAAUCCCACCAAAUCCUGUUCAAGUUAAUGGGUCAACCGCUAUGUUACUACCAAUGAAACGAGAAACCAGAAAGUCUGACUCUGAGAAAGAUGACAAGGAGAAGGAAAAGCGACCACGAAGCCGGGGCCGAAUGAGGUCGAGAACGAGGUCGAGGUCGCGUUCAAGAUCGUGGGAACGAGAUCGGCGAAGGUCCAGGAGCCGGGAACACAUACGUCGGGAUCGUGAACGAGACCGGAGUCGUCCAUGGAGGAACAAAUCUCCUCCUGCAAACGCUCGCCGACAUGAGCGAAGACGUACCAGAAGUCGGAGUACGUCACCCUUGCGUUCUCGGGUCCGCGACGGUCCCGAGAUUCGUGAUCACAGAGCUCGUUUUCGUAAUCGAUCACCAACUCCACUUAGAUCCCGUUCACGUUCGAGGUCACCGGAUCGUAAGAAGAUCGACCGUACCGAUAGAACCAAUGAAAUUCCUCGUCCCGAUCGAAUUGACACGAGUCCCGGUGGCACCCCGACUCAGGACAGCAAUCACGGUGAUAUAGAUAUGAGGCUUUCAACGACUAGUCAGUCGAUACAGAGCGUCGUCGCUGUUGCCUCCAAUAUUUCGAACAAUCAAACCGGUAAUUUUCAGCCUAAACGACGAUGUCGAGAUUUCGACGAGAAAGGUUAUUGCAUGCGCGGCGAUCUUUGUCCUUAUGAUCACGGUACGGAUCCUCUAGUGCUCGAAGACUCGGCCCUGAGCCGUGUUCUUACAUUUGGACCGCAUGGUACACAAGCUCCUGGUACAGUACCUGUACCAGCUGUUCCGGAAGCACCUCCAGGACACAACGGAAAUGCACCGCCGCCGCACCUCCCGCUUGCUAGCUUACCACCGCCUCAUCUACGAAAUCAGCAUCAUUCCAACAUGGGUGCCUUCGCAGAGUACAACCCAGACGCUCCGAGUAUGGAGCCCCGGCUACCGUGGGGUCGACAUCCGCCACCUGGGCCUGGUAUAUACGGACGAGGUCAACGGGAAUUGAUUAGUGUUCCGGUGAUACCUCACUCGAAUCCAUCGGAUAUGGCUCAUUCGCAGAACAAUAAUCCAUUGAAGAGGAAGCAAGCGUUUGAUUUCAAUCGUCUCGGUCCGAAGCAGCGCGCCAUUCACAAUCCGGCAAAUUGUUCUCUCGAAUUGAAGAAAGUACCGCGUAGUAUGAACAAUAUAACCCAGUUGAACAAUCAUUUUUCGAAGUUUGGUAAAAUUGUAAAUAUACAAGUGAAUUUUGGGGGUGAUCCGGAAGCGGCACUCGUUACGUUUCAAUUGCCGACCGAAGCUAAAGCCGCUUAUCGUAGUACCGAGGCUGUGUUGAACAAUAGAUUUAUCAAGGUACUGUGGCAUAACAAUCUCACAAACAACGCGUCAGGUGGUGCCAUUGAAAAUGUGCCCCCGGGAUGUAGGCCGUCGAUAAAAGAGCGUCUGGGUACGGCGAUGCCAUCGUUGAGCAUGAAGCCUGAGGACAACGAGUACGUGCCGACGCGUCGCCCGAGUGAGGAACAGCCGCAACAGAAACAACAACCACAACAGCAGCAACAACAACAACAACAACAACAAAUAACGCAGAGUCUCGUGCCAGCUUCGACUAAAUUAUUCGUAGCUCCUGCACAAACGAUUCCAACACGCGAAGACAAAGUUCUCGCCAUUAAAAAGACCCAAGAGAUGCUCGCAGUGAAAGAAACCUUGAAGAAGAAGCAGGAAGAAAAGAGGAAGGAGGCCAUUAAAAUAACUGCCGAUUUGCGUAAACGAAAACAAGAACUCCUGAACAAACAGUUAGCCGAGAUGCGUGCAUUGAUCGAAAGAGCCGAAAAAAAUCCUGAACAGAAGGAGGCCAUUAUGGUCACUAUAAAAAUGAUGCAGCAGUCAAUCGAUGGCUUGCGAAAAGAUCUUGCUGCCAAUGGACAAACCGGAGCAACUAAGAGCCAACCGAAAUCACGAGAACAAACUCAAAAGGAAAUUCUGGAUGCCGAAUUGGAUCUUAUGACUGCCCAGCAGGAAGGACAAGAUGCCGGUGAAUUGCAGAAAAGGCUCAACGAGUUGAGAGCCCAAGCGGCCGCAUUAGGACUCGGUACUAGUAACGCGAGUACUCUCAAUAGAAUCGUCAAGAGUCCACGCGUCAUGCGCGGCUCUCACACGGUCUCGUAUCGAGGCCGUGGCAGAGGAAGCUUUGCUCACGUUUCCGUCGAUCAUAGACCCACCAGUCUUCUCAUUUCCGGCUACGAGACGGAAGAAAAGACUGAAGUAUUAGCUCAUUUUCAGCAAUAUGGCGAAAUAGUGAACCAAAUAGUCGACGACGCAACACCAUCGAUCGUCAUAAAUUUCAAAUCCAGAAAAGAGGCUGAAGUUGCGUUAGUCAAGGGUCGUACCUUUCAGGAUAGGCUUCUGUCCGUGACGUGGGUAUCGGGUCAUCAUUUACAUCGUGGAGGAGCUGGUUUAGUUGGCAAUUUGAAUGCUAACGUAACUCGUACUGAGCAAGCGCCACCGAACGCUGAUGACGAAAUCGACGUAGAAGGUGCGACCGAAGCUCUGCUACUAGAAGAAAACGAAGAAGAGGAGGACGAAGACGGGGAACCGAGAAGUUGGCGACGAUAGCAGCCGGGUCCUCGUAAAUUGUGACAAGAGUUCUCGUUCUUAUCAUUCGGAAACAGCGAAAUUGUAACGAGUUUCGUUUGUGACGACAAACCAGUUCAUAAAAAAGCACCACCGCCUAAAAACCGAAGCUCGGUCGUUACGAGGCAAAAACCCGUGUUUCACCGUUGAAACUUUCGGUGUCCGUGCACAUCAGCGUUAAAAUGAGUGUUAUAAUAUUUGUUAUAUUAAAUGUAACCAUGUGCACUAACAGUGACAUGAGAAGAAGCGAAAGAAAGAGAAAAAAGGGAGAGUAAAAUGCGUGAAUUACGUAUCACAAAUAGAAAAAAAAGAAAAAAAAAUAUGAGAAUAAUAUCUCAAGAUUUCAGAAAAAAGAGUGAGAAGCAACAUGAAGCAACAUGCAACCAAAAUUAUCCCAUUAUUUGUAGAAUAAAAUCGCUAUGUUUUGUAUGGGAAAA